Carlito syrichta (Philippine tarsier) is the source of this 651-nucleotide messenger RNA. RefSeq names its product Purkinje cell protein 4 (gene PCP4). Bases 186 to 374 code for a protein of 62 amino acids. The record is from RefSeq and is a predicted model, not a curated record. The transcript has 3 exons. Gene Ontology annotation, cellular component: cytoplasm. NCBI's taxonomy places the organism in Eukaryota, Metazoa, Chordata, Mammalia, Primates, Tarsiidae. Gene Ontology annotation, molecular function: calmodulin binding; calcium ion binding.
GCCCCUGGUGCUCUCAGAUGUAUGCCAGGCGUUCAGACAGGUGAAUGCAUCUCAUUGGCUCACGGGAGGCAUGAUGCUACCCGGCAGCUCUUUUUAAGAGAAAAGCCAGGACCGGUGGAGCAUCGACCCCUGAGCAUUGAUCUCUGUGCUGAGUCGCCGGACCGAGCUGUCGAGUUUGAGCCAACAUGAGCGAGCGACAAGGUGCUGGGGCAACCAACGGAAAAGACAAGACAUCUGGAGAAAAUGAUGGGCAGAAGAAAGUUCAAGAAGAGUUUGACAUUGAUAUGGAUGCACCAGAGACAGAACGUGCAGCGGUGGCCAUCCAGUCUCAGUUCAGAAAAUUCCAGAAGAAAAAGGCUGGGUCUCAGUCCUAGUGGAAGAUCUCCAUCCUGAUCCACCUGAAGACACCAAACUCAACCAUCAUCAGUCAAGAAAUUAAAAGAACAAUACCCUAGACAGAAGUCAUUCACACACAACCCACACAUGUGCAGCAAACCUACAAUGCAUGUACAGAAACUUGUGAUAUUUAUACCCUGUAGAAAGGUGUAGACAUUGAAAUUGUGAGUAGCUUAAUCUCUGUUUAUCUCCAUUCUCAUUCCUCCUGCAACUAUUUUCCUUGAUGUUGUAAUAAAAUGGAGUUAAGAUAAGUGA